GCACAACAUAUUGGCUGAUAUCUUAGCGUGCUGUUGUUCGCUUAUUUAUAUUUUUGUGGGAAGCUGGUGUUAUUGGCUUAGAAGUGGCAAGUACAAAUUACUGUCAAAAGAAUUUGUUGUUUUAUUGCAGUCUGGUAUAUCUUUUAAAAUCUCGUGGUUUGUAAACACACCGUUCAGAAUAUUUGGCAUUAGGUGCUUAAGAGAUUGGGUGUAUAUAGAAAAUAUGUCGUUUAAUCGUGGUGGCAGACGUGAAGGAGGCUUUCGCGGUGGCCGUGGGGGUAGCGGAAAUCGUUUUGGCGGGCGAACAUUUGCACAAGGCCCUCCUGAUCAUGUCACUUUAUUGGGCCACUAUAGUUAUUCUUGUGAAGGCGAUCUUGUUUGCAAAGUGGAAAUUGAAAACGUCCCAUAUUUUAAUUCGCCGAUCUUUCUAGAAAACAAGGAGCAAAUUGGCAAAAUUGACGAAAUAUUCGGCACAAUACGAGACUAUUCUGUCACAGUAAAAUUGUCGGAAAAUAUAAAUCCGAAAGGUUUUAAGCUACAACAAAAACUUUUCAUAGACCCAGGAAAGUUGCUGCCAUUGACGAGGUUUUUGCCUAAACCGCCUCAACAGAAAGGUGGUAAGAAGAAGAGCCAAGAUAUAGGUGUUGGUUCAUUUAGAGGUGGUAGAGGAGGAAACAGUCACAGUCGUGGUGGCGGAGGUUUUAACAAAGGAGGUGUCGGUAAAGGUUUCAUUAGAAGAGGGGCUUUUAACAGAGUCGGUGGCAAAGGUAGCGGCUUUAAACGUGACGGAGGUGGUCGAGGGAACACUAGGCAAGGAGGUCGCUGGUAAUAUGAGAAAAGAGCAUGGAAAAUUUUUUAUUUCCAAAAAUUUUUAGAUCCAAAAAUUUAGAUACUGAAAAAGUUUAUAUAAAUUUAUAUAUUUGACUCGAUGAUUAACAACCGAAAUAUGUUAUAAUUUCCAUUAGAUUGCUUUGGUAAAUAAAAUUCUAAUUCAAAUGCUUUAAUUAA
This is a messenger RNA of Ceratitis capitata (Mediterranean fruit fly), 1008 nucleotides long. It is a transcript of the gene Gar1, whose product is annotated as probable H/ACA ribonucleoprotein complex subunit 1. Gene Ontology annotation, biological process: snoRNA guided rRNA pseudouridine synthesis; ribosome biogenesis. The transcript is spliced from 2 exons. Gene Ontology annotation, molecular function: box H/ACA snoRNA binding. Lineage: Eukaryota; Metazoa; Arthropoda; Insecta; Diptera; Tephritidae. The record is from RefSeq and is a predicted model, not a curated record. Gene Ontology annotation, cellular component: box H/ACA snoRNP complex. The coding region runs from base 224 to 829 and encodes 201 amino acids.